AUGCUCCUCCGGCCGUCAUCCUCACUGUUCUCGUCUGUCGCGAGACAAAGUAUAGUCACGAGACGCCCGUCGUUGGCCAUAAUCGACGACUACCUCAACACAUCCGGCCCGCACUUUGCGCAUAUUCCGGCCUCAAGUCUGCAAGUGACGACAUUCAACGACACCAUCAUCCCCGCCAAUGAGACGGAAACCGCCCGCCUGGUCGAUCGCCUGGAACCUUUCGAGCUCAUUUCGACGGUGCGCGAGCGGACCGCAUUCCCGGGUGCCCUGCUGCGCCGGCUGCCCAACCUGAAGCUCCUGUUGGCCACGGGCACGCAGUUUGAAGAGUUUGACCUCGCCGUGGCACGGGAGCUGGGAAUCGCCGUCGUUGCGGCGCCAGGCCGCGGCCGAACCGACCAGCUUGCCGCAUGUAGCACCCCGGCAGGCCACAACAUCAAGAGAGGCCGCGCCCAUCCGACCACGCAGCACACGUGGGCGCUCAUCAUGGCUCUCGCGCGCAACGUGGCCGCCGACGACUGUGCGUUAAAGGCCGGCCGCAAUGCGUGGCAGAGCGGGCUCGCCAUGGGCCUCACCGGCCUCACCCUGGGCGUCGUCGGGCUCGGUCGGCUGGGCGCUGCCGUGGCGCGCAUCGGACACCUUGCCUGGGGGAUGCGCGUGUUGUGCUGGAGUCAUAACCUGACGCAGGAAAAGGCCGACGGCAUGGCGGCCGAGACGGGCCUCUCGCCCGACGCGGGAACCGACGGCAGCAAGACUUUCCUCGCCGUCGCCAAGGAGGAGCUCUUUCGCGAGGCAGACGUCGUCAGCCUGCACUACGUUCUGAGCGCCCGCUCACGGGGCGUCGUCGGGGCCAGGGAACUCGAGCAGAUGAAGCGCUCUGCGCUGCUGGUGAAUACGUCUCGCGGUCCGCUGGUUGACUCGGCCGCGCUUCUCGACGCCAUGGAGCGCGGGCGGCUGCGCGGCGCCGCAUUGGACGUGUAUGAUGUCGAGCCGCUGCCCUUGGACAGCCCGUGGAGGAGAGCCAACUACUGGGGGACGGGCGGGCGUUCGCGGCUCGUCAUGACGCCGCACAUGGGAUAUGCCGACGAGGGUCUGAUGAAUGCGUGGUAUGCCGAAACGGCCGAGAACGUCGAGCGCUGGCUCGAGGGCGAACAACUGUUGCAUCGCAUUGCUUGA
Messenger RNA from Metarhizium acridum CQMa 102, 1173 nucleotides. RefSeq lists its product as uncharacterized. The record is from RefSeq and is a predicted model, not a curated record. Lineage: Eukaryota; Fungi; Ascomycota; Sordariomycetes; Hypocreales; Clavicipitaceae. Gene Ontology annotation, molecular function: NAD binding; oxidoreductase activity, acting on the CH-OH group of donors, NAD or NADP as acceptor.